Molecule: messenger RNA, 3377 nt
Organism: Contarinia nasturtii (swede midge)
Lineage: Eukaryota; Metazoa; Arthropoda; Insecta; Diptera; Cecidomyiidae
Gene: hzg
Product: carboxy-terminal domain RNA polymerase II polypeptide A small phosphatase 1
Exons: 1
Coding region: 2169-3083 (304 amino acids)
Molecular function (GO): RNA polymerase II CTD heptapeptide repeat phosphatase activity
Source: RefSeq, a predicted model, not a curated record
AAUAUAUAACAAAAAUAUUUUAUAAGCCAUUUUUUUCAUUUGCUUUUUAUUUUUCGUCGCUCGUCUCUCGUUCAUUUUUGAGUUCAAAUGUUGAGAAGCCACUUGAAAGCCAAAAUAGUAUCGUUGAAAGUGAAAAUUCGGUACACAAUAUAAGUUUUAUAUACAUGUUCAUAUCAAAAAGACGAAAUGUGUCGAAACAGUCUGUGAGAGAAAGAGAGUGAGAGAGAGAAAGAAAGAAGAGAAGGAACAAAAAUUCAAUUCUUUCUUUUUUUUUAUUGUGAAAUAUAUAUUUUUUGACAAAGUCGUUUUUUAUUCGGUCUGGUGUCUGUACAAGUCGUCAAUAAAAUGCAAUAAAAUAGUAAAUACUGGCUGAUGGCUGCAUGAAAUAAGACAAAUCAACCGAACUAAAAAGUUGUUGUUCCCGAAAACUAUAUACAUAUAUUACUACGGUGCAGAUUUUAAAUUAGAUACACGAUUUUAACUCAAUCAUAAAAUUAGCCACACAGUCAACGUGUGGUUGUGUAUGCAUAUAAAUAGCCAUUUCACGUGUAUAGAUGUAUGCAAACGUGUGUGUGUCAACAGACGAACGUACGGAAAGAAAAAUAAAAAACAAAAUAUAUUGAAAGCAACAAGAAAAAAAUCAAAUUGAAAGAAGCGAAAAAAAAAAGUUUAUAAAAUUUAUACAGCAUUUCAAACAUACAUUUGGACAUAAGACAACGAGAGAAGAGGAAAAAAAUAUGCGAGUUAAUAAAUGUGAAUGGGUUGAUUUUGGCGAAGCAAGCACUGGAAUUAGAACAAAUCAUACAGCAUUAAACAUACAGAAACAAUUGAUUGAAUGAGCUCAGUGAAGUGAGAAACAAAGAUAGAGAGAGACAGAGAAAAAAAAACUAAAUAAGAAACAAUAAUACGCGCGCCUAUAUGCUCCUACUUAACAACACAACACUGCUCGUUCGUAUAAAGUAAAGUGAAAUUAUUACUGAGCGUUGUGUGUACGAAUUGGAAUUCAUUAUCGAAAAUGGUUUAUGUCAUCAUCUGAUUGUUUUUCAUUGAAUGUUUCAUGGAAAAGUCAAGAUAAAAUAAAGAAAACAGUAAACGAUAGCAACAACGAUAAAGAAAAAAGCAAAGAGACAAGUUUAUUAUUUAUUUUUUUCUCGGUUUAAUGUGAAACUUUAAAGUGAGAGAGACUUGAAACGAAAUCAAAUAAUGAAGCAAAAACGUUUGGACAAUUUGCAGUCCGCUGAUUAUUAAUGUGAAACUACUCAAAAGCCAUACACACAUUUCUAUUACGAUAAAAUACAUACAAAAUUGGCAACAUACGAUCAUAACACAGUCCAAAGGAAACACAUAUUUUCAAUUGAAUACGCUCAGUUGAAGAGAAAAAAAAAAAAAACGAAAAAAGUGAAGCAUUGAGAACGACAUAAAGAACCGAACGCCAAUAAGAGACGUACAAUGUGAAUGGUCGAGUUUCGGUAGUGUUAAAGGUCAUUUUCAAUAUCAUAAAUUCUAAUUAUUUUUGUGCAUUUCGUUUGUGUCUUUAAUUUUAUUUCGUUUCGUUACAAUUGCUAUUCAAUUAAAUCGCACACACGCGAACACACAUAUAAAAACAACAACAACAACAACUAAAACCAAAAGUCAUAAUUUUUCGUUUCGUGACCACCAUUCGUAAGCGGAAUUCAAGUAAUAUUCUAAAGUGUUUGCAUCGACAAGGAAGAAAAAAUAAACAAAAAGUACACGAUAUAUCGAUGUAGAGUAAACAAACAUACAGUUAAAAUACACACAGAGAAGUAAAAGCAUCAGGUGCUCAAGAUUCCACUGGCGAAAAAAAGACGACGAAUAUUGCACACGCAAACGAAUAAACAGAGAGAGAGAUUUUAUUUUAUUUCGAACGAAAUAGUGUUAAAAUAAAAAACGCGACUACGACAUAUACGCAGACAAAUACGUAUUUAAUCUAAUACUGAAUAGAAAUCAGUAAAGCGACGAAGUCGACAAUAAAAAAUCAAAACAAAGCCCAAUUUACAAGGUUCCAUCAUCAUCAUCAGUUGUGAAUAAGGAAAACGAACAACAGCUACGAUUAAUAACUACAAUAAUUUUUUUUAAAAAAGCAAACAACAACAAAAUCACCAAAUCUCAUCCACAGUUGCCGCAAAAUAAACACUGAGCUUAUUUCAAUGGACGCAACGUCUAUCAUAACGCAGGUAUCCCGUGAAGAUGAGCAAUUGAAUGCAAAUUCAACUGACAAAGAGGAUUUCAUCGAAAUAGAUAUAUUGAAACGGCCGGAUCGUGGUAUUCUCCGAUCGAUAUUCUGUUGUUGGCGCCGAAAUGUAUCAAAGUCAAGCCAAAGUGGAACGCCAAUCGAUGGCACAACAACACCGCCACCACUACAGCGACCACAGAAACAUUUACUGCCCCAAGUACGACAUUCAGACACAAAUAAGAAGUGCAUGGUCAUUGAUUUAGAUGAAACAUUAGUACAUAGUAGCUUCAAACCAAUUGCAAAUGCCGAUUUUAUUGUGCCUGUUGAAAUCGAUGGCACCGUUCAUCAGGUGUAUGUACUAAAACGGCCCCAUGUCGAUACGUUUCUUCAGAAAAUGGGCGAACUGUAUGAAUGUGUAUUAUUCACCGCAUCAUUGGCAACGUAUGCCGAUCCUGUAGCCGAUUUACUUGAUAAAUCUGGUGUAUUUCGAGCGCGUUUAUUUCGUGAAUCGUGCGUUUAUCAUCGUGGCAAUUAUGUUAAAGAUUUAAAUAAAUUGGGACGUGAUUUACAGAAAAUUGUUAUCGUCGAUAAUUCACCGGCCAGUUAUAUAUUUCAUCCAGACAAUGCCGUUCCAGUGAAAUCAUGGUUUGACGAUGUCACCGAUUCCGAGCUACUCGAUUUGAUACCAUUGUUUGAAAAACUUAGCAAAGUCGAUUCGGUGUACAGCGUUUUAUGUAAUUCCAACAAUCACUUGAAGCCUGCCACACAACAACAGCAACUGCCACAAUCGCCGCAACAGCAUCAGCAGCAACAGCAACAACAAUCGAAUCAACAACAAAAACAACACGAAAAUUCACGGAAUUCAACGACAGAUGAAGAACAUUCGUAGCGAUUGGAAUAUCAUUUCAUCAAAAAUUUUUAAAUGUCUGUAAAUAAAUGUCUAAUUUGAUAGCAAUUACGAUUUUUACAUUGAUGUCGGAACACAUUUUAUUAACUGAUUAUAACAAAUCGUGCGUUUAGUUAUUUUUGUUUUUGUUUUGUAGGGUUUUUUAUCUGUUUUGGUUAGUUUAUUUUUGAAUCAAGUAAAAUUGAACCAAACCCAGGAAACUUAAUAUUCACACGUAACAUUGACACAUAUUAAAACAAGCAUGAAUGUCAAAUAAAAACAUUGAUCAAAUUUCAA